Messenger RNA from Prorocentrum cordatum, 608 nucleotides. Lineage: Eukaryota; Dinophyceae; Prorocentrales; Prorocentraceae. The record is from the annotation of a GenBank genome assembly.
GAGUACUACAAUCUUGACCUUUAUAUCAAGAUGUCAUGUCACAAAUUGGCCGGCCAUAGCCAGUGCUUGAGCAGCGAGUUCUGUUCCGUCUCCGGGGCAUGCGAGAGUUGCGACAUGUGUGAGUGCCUUGGUGGCUUCGACGGCACGUGUGGAAAUUGCGCCCCCGCACCUUUCAGAGAAACUUGUGACCCGGUUGCGUACCAGUCAGAUCACAUGGGCCCCCUUACACCGUGGCUCUCGGGUUUCAACUUCUUUGGGACCGAGGAGGACUAUACCCGCGUCAUCUGCAGUGGUCCGGUGGGCAGCUGGGAUGCCGGGUUCGGCGGCUGCAGCACCUACGAUCCGAACGUGUCCUGCGAGCUCGAGUGGGAUACCAUUGGCCCACCACCCAUGGGGCCGUGCUCCGAGAACCACGCCGCGUGCUUCCUCCACGUGGCCGCGAAUGGGCUCUCGGCGGCCCAGGUCUGCCCCCAGUGCGGGCUCUGCGAGCUGCCGGUCUGCCUCGGCUUCGGGCGGGCCUGGGACGCCGGCCACGGUGGCUGCGAGACGUACAGCGCCACGGAUCGGACGGCAUAGGCGGUAGCAACGCGGCGAGCUGCCACAGCCAU